Messenger RNA from Lepisosteus oculatus (spotted gar), 3651 nucleotides. RefSeq names its product SET domain containing 3, actin histidine methyltransferase (gene setd3). The record is from RefSeq and is a predicted model, not a curated record. Gene Ontology annotation, biological process: peptidyl-lysine monomethylation; actin modification; peptidyl-lysine trimethylation. Gene Ontology annotation, molecular function: protein-lysine N-methyltransferase activity; protein-L-histidine N-tele-methyltransferase activity; protein binding. Lineage: Eukaryota; Metazoa; Chordata; Actinopteri; Semionotiformes; Lepisosteidae.
GUUGCAGGGCGGUUAGGUUGCACUCUCAGAGCAACUGGGUGAGGACUGAACUCCAAGCUGACAGGACCUGCAGCAGUUAAUUUGGAGGUUUUAUUUGAGGAGAGUGUCAGGACUUGAAAGCUGCUUUAUUGGAAUAUCCUGAGGUCUGAUCCUCACAGGAUCUCCUUGAUGUGUGAAGCAUCCUCCUGAUCUUUCUCCAGUCUGAGGAUGGGGAAGAAGAGCAGAGUGAAGACCCAGAAAUCAGGCACUGGGGCUGCCUCAGUGAUCUCCCCCAAGGAGAUGAUGAAUUUAGUUUCGGAUCUGUUGCAAAAGUGCAGCGGCCCGGCCCCAGCUCCGGGAAAGGAAUGGGAAGAGUACAUUCAGAUCCGAUCGCUGGUAGAGAAAAUCCGCAAAAAGCAGAAAGGUUUAUCGGUGGUGUUUGAUGGGACAAGGGACGACUUUUUCCCAGAGCUCAUGUCGUGGGCAGCAGAAAACGGAGCCUCGUGUGAAGGCUUUGAAAUCUCCAAUUUCGCAGAAGAAGGCUAUGGUUUGAAAGCGACGAGGGAUAUUAAGGCAGAGGAAAUGUUUCUGUGGAUUCCUCGUAAGAUGCUGAUGACAGUAGAAUCAGCUAAAAAUUCUGUGUUAGGCCCCCUGUACAGCCAGGACCGGAUCCUGCAAGCGAUGGGCAACGUGACCCUGGCCUUCCACCUGCUGUGUGAGCGUGCAAACCCCGCCUCCUUCUGGCUGCCCUACAUCAGGACCCUGCCCAGCGAGUACGACAUCCCCCUGUACUUCGAGGAGGACGAGGUCCACUACCUCCAGUCCACCCAAGCGAUCCACGACGUAUUCAGCCAGUACAAAAACACCGCGCGCCAGUAUGCGUACUUCUACAAGAUCAUCCAGACCCAUCCAAAUGCCAGCAAACUGCCCUUGAAGGAUUCCUUCACCUACGAUGACUACAGAUGGGCGGUCUCCUCAGUCAUGACUCGUCAAAACCAGAUCCCCACAGAGGACGGCAGCCACGUGACCCUGGCCCUCAUCCCGCUCUGGGACAUGUGCAACCACACCAACGGGCUCAUCACAACUGGCUACAAUUUAGAAGAUGACAGAUGCGAAUGUGUUGCCCUGCAGGACUACAAGCAGGACGAGCAGAUCUACAUUUUCUAUGGGACCAGGUCUAAUGCUGAGCUUGUGAUCCACAAUGGUUUCUUCCACGACAACAACUCCCACGAUCGCGUGAAGAUCAAGCUCGGAGUGAGCAAGAGCGAGCGGCUCUACGCCAUGAAGGCAGAAGUCCUGGCGCGCGCUGGCAUCCCGUCGUCCAGUAUCUUUGCACUGCACUGUAGUGAGCCUCCCAUUUCUGCCCAGCUGUUGGCCUUCCUGCGGGUCUUCUGCAUGACUGAAGAUGAGCUGAAAGAGUACCUUGUUGGUGACCAUGCCAUCGAUAAAAUCUUUACUCUUGGUAAUGCGGAGUUCCCAGUCAGCUGGGAAAAUGAGAUAAAACUCUGGACCUUCCUGGAAACCAGAACUACACUGCUCCUGAAAACAUACAAGACGAGCACAGAGGAUGACAGGUCAUUGUUAGAAAAACCAGACCUUUCAUUCCAUUCUAAGGUAGCAAUUAAGUUACGUUUGGCAGAGAAGGAGAUACUGGAAAAGGCCAUGGCCAGCGGCAAAAGCAAAAGGGAGCACUUUCAGAAGCAGCUGGAAGAAGGAGCCCCCCUUCCCAAGUACGAAGAGAGCAACAUCUCUUUGCUGGAGAACUCGGUUUCCGACUCCAAGCUGCCCAUCAUUCUCAGGAAGCUAGAAGAGGCAGAUGAAGCAGGUGAGGAGGAGCUGAAGAUGAAUGAGGCUCUCUCUGAUGAGAAUGCAGGUGGUGACGUUUUAGUGAAUGGAGACAGUAAGCAGCUCAGUGGCACCGAGACAGAAAACAGAGAAACCCCAUAUGGAGAAGGAAGUGCCUGAAAGACUGGAGAUGCCAAACAGAAUGGCAAAGAUGUCUCUGAAGCAGAACGGCAGUCCUAGUUUUGUUCAUCUAGUGACAAUAAAAUAUAUAUAUAAUUGAAAUGGCAAACCUUUGCGUGAAGACUAUAUUUGUCCCAUGUGGCUUAGAUCAGUGUUUGCACCAGAGACGCGUUCAAGAGUUAGUGCUGCUUGUAAAUCUUUAACAAAACAAAAAGAGACACAUUAAAGUUUGUCAUUUUUAAAGUAUUGUUGGUUUUAUUUCUUUUUUGCCUACAUUGUGCUUAUAUUAAUAUUUUUUUCAGCUUAUUUUAAGACUUUACAUUUUAAAGAAAAAAGUACAUGAAGGCUACUUGUCAGCUCCUUCUAGGUUUAACUUAAUCCUUUGAAUGUACCUUUUAUAUGUGUAAAGAAUAAAGCUCAGUUCUUGCAAAAUGACAAAAUGUUUACUUCUGAAAUAUGAAGUAUAUCUAGCGGGGGUGAUAUGUACAGCGCACACGCCAGAGCUUCAGGUUUUUAAUGUAAAACAAAAACUAGGAAUGAAUGUUCCUGUGAAAAUAACCAGCAUCCAUUGACAUUAAUCAUUUUAUUAACCUUUUAUGCAGGGUUGAGUAUUUGUUGUGUUUCCAGUGGAUAAUCUUUCAAAAUAUAUUUUUGUUGGGGGAGCUGUUCUUUCAGCUACAGUACUUGUAAUGGGAGGUGAGAUUUGGAUUUGGAAAGUUAACUUGUCUAAGCGUUUUCUUUAAAUUAUGUGAAACAUUCACUUGUCAAUAAAUGGUUUUAUAAAUAUGCAUGAGCUGGGGAAUCAUAGUUUGUAUGAGUGUUAAGAGCCCUCAUUUCUGGAAUGUUGACUACAAGAACAUUUAUAACUGAAAGUUGACCUGAGGAGUGAAAAAAAAAAAAGUUAGAAAACCCACAUUAGAAAAUGUUUACAAAAGAUUUAUAAAAAAAUGCCUAUUAGUAUAUAAUAGGUUUUAAAAUAUACUUAUUCAGUAUACUGCAUUUGAACAUGUUACAAAUGUCCAGUUUUAGUAUGGGAUGUUUGUACAGUAAGUUAACUAAGUGCUGGUUGGUAUACAGCAUAGUGUCAUUGGAAGUAUUAAACUGAGAUUUAAAUAUUUUCUUUGUGAUAUGUUUCACAUCAUGUCAAACAUAUGAACCAUGAACACAGAUGAUAUCAGUAUUAGGUUAAAGAGACUCUUUAUGUUUAAUGUCCUUUAUGAUCAGACCUUUGCAUCUUGUUUUAUUCAGUGAGGAAAAAUUGUAAAUUGACAAGCAAGUUAGUUUACAAAUUCUCUACUGUACUUUUUCUGUACAAUUCCUUUUAUUUCUAUCCUGCACUGUAGUUUUUUUUUGUAAUUGUUUCAUUUGGAGUAAGAUGAUAAGCAACUUUCUUUUAUGCUAUAGUCCAUUUUAAUGAUGUACAGAUGCUCUUGCCUUGUAACAAUCUUGAUGUAAUUGCUGCUCUGUAUAUAAAUGUGUAGUUACUGAGAUUACACAUCUUUAUCAGUAUACAAUACAAUGUUGUUCUUCAUUAACAAGACAGUUUUGGAGUUGGUACAGAUUGUGUUUCACAUAAAUUGGUUUUUAAAAGAGAACUUGAGUUUGUAUAGAAAUGAACAGUCCUGUUAAAAGCUGUCUUAACUGUGUGGUAAUUUAUGCUCCUUGGUUAAACUAGGAGAUUAAACAUAGCUGACAUUUUCACCUGAA